CACACUCUGAACUUGGGACUUGGGAAUAAGCAUUAUUUUGGUUUGAUCGUCGUUUGCGUUGAACAAAUUGGAGUUUUGAAAAAUGCCGCUACCAGCAUGUUUCGCGAAUGCUGUCGAGCCGAUGCAAAUAGAUGCACAACCGGAGGAUAACGAAAACAACGAGGAGGAUAUUUAUAUUGUCGAAAAUCCCUCAAUUGACCUGGAGCAACUCGCCAAUCAGUACACCGGAUUGGCAAAAUUGCAUCGUCUGGUUUACAUUGCAGAACAUUGUCCGGGGUUGCGGCUUGAAGCGCUGCGAAUGGCAAUUAAUUAUGUAACAACGACUUACAAUGUUACUCUUUAUCAACAUUUACAUAAAAAACUCGCUGAAAGCGUAGGCACCUUGUUUUUGCCGGAUGUGGCCACACAAUCUAGUGGCUCUCAAGAAAUACCCACCUUUGACGCAACAUGGGUUGAGACUAAGAGCAAAAAAUCGGCUCUGAAGUUAGAAAAGCUGGACUGCGAUUUGAAGAAUUACAAGGCAAAUUCCAUUAAAGAAAGCAUCCGUCGAGGGCACGAUGACCUAGGUGAUCAUUAUCUCAAUUGUGGUGACCUGUCCAACGCAUUGAAGUGCUAUUCCCGAGCUCGUGAUUACUGCACAAGCGGUAAACAUGUUGUUAAUAUGUGCUUGAAUGUAAUCAAGGUAUCAAUCUAUCUGCAAAACUGGUCGCAUGUGCUAAGCUAUGUUUCGAAAGCCGAAGGAACUACAGAGGUCGCGGAAACCUCGAAGGACAAGGAUCCAAACCAAGUUGUGAUAACGCGACUAAAGUGUGCUGCUGGCCUUGCCGAGCUGGCUACUCGUAAAUACAAGUCUGCGGCCAAGCACUUCUUGCAAGCAAAUUUCGAUCUUUGCGACUUUCCUGAAAUGAUAUCGACGAAUAAUGUUGCCAUAUACUGUGGUUUAUGCGCAUUGGCCACUUUCGAUCGGCAGGAGCUGAAGAACGUUAUUUCGAGCAGCUCAUUUAAACUGUUUUUGGAGCUAGAACCUCAGCUGCGAGAUAUAAUUUUUAAGUUUUACGACUCCAAGUACGCCUCGUGUUUGAAACUUCUAGAUGAAAUCAAGGACAAUCUGCUGCUCGAUAUGUACAUUGCACCGCAUGUAAAUGUACUGUACACGCAAAUCCGGAACCGUGCUCUAGUGCAGUACUUCAGUCCGUAUAUGUCAGCUGACAUGCGUAAGAUGGCCACCGCCUUCAACCGUUCAGUGGCUGCGUUGGAAAAUGAAAUUAUGCAGCUUAUUUUGGAAGGUCAAAUACAGGCUCGGAUCGAUUCACACAACAAAAUACUUUAUGCAAAAGAUGCAGAUCAUCGCAGUGCCACCUUUGAAAAGGCUAUCAACGUUGGAAAGGAAUUUCAACGUCGAUCGCGUAUGCUUAUUCUGCGGGCGGCCAUGGUUCGUCGUCAAAUCCACGUAAAGAAUCAUCCUCGCGAAAGUGGAGGCAACCAUGGAGCAGAAAUCUGCGUUCCAGCAAGUGGCUCAUCCGGUGCCAACAUCGCACGUAAUUGAUAAGUUCACAGUGUUUUGAUUUGGGAACUGGAAAUUGAAUCGAAAAAUAUUAACUGUUGAGCGCUUACAGCAUACAAAGACAGCAAAGGAUUGAUAAUUGGCUAAAAGUUACUAAACCUAAGCUUUGUUCGAAAUCGAUAGCAUGUAUGUGUCGUCAGGACCACUUUUUUGUCGCGAUUGUGGCUUCGUCAGAUUUAACCAUUUCAUAUACCAAUGAAUCAGAAAUAACAAUUUAUUGAUUCGAGAAUUUAUUUUUGUGGAUACAAUAGAGAAUGAUAUGUUGAGCGCAAGGUGUUUAGUUUUUCGAUACAUGAUACAAUAAACGAUUCAGUUUUUCAAUACGUG
This is a messenger RNA of Anopheles cruzii, 1891 nucleotides long. It is a transcript of the gene CSN1b, whose product is annotated as COP9 signalosome complex subunit 1b. The coding region runs from base 83 to 1546 and encodes 487 amino acids. The record is from RefSeq and is a predicted model, not a curated record. Gene Ontology annotation, cellular component: COP9 signalosome. NCBI's taxonomy places the organism in Eukaryota, Metazoa, Arthropoda, Insecta, Diptera, Culicidae. The transcript has 3 exons.